Molecule: messenger RNA, 750 nt
Organism: Phytophthora sojae
Lineage: Eukaryota; Oomycota; Peronosporomycetes; Peronosporales; Peronosporaceae
Exons: 5
Coding region: 1-750 (249 amino acids)
Biological process (GO): protein O-linked glycosylation via mannose; GPI anchor biosynthetic process
Cellular component (GO): endoplasmic reticulum membrane
Molecular function (GO): dolichyl-phosphate beta-D-mannosyltransferase activity
Source: RefSeq, a predicted model, not a curated record
AUGGCGGCGCAGCACAAGUACUCGGUGCUGCUGCCCACGUACAAUGAGCGCGAGAACCUGCCGCUGAUGGUGUGGCUGCUGGACAAGACCUUCACCGAGAACCAGCUCAAUUACGAGAUCGUGAUCGUGGAGGACAACAGCCCCGACGGCACGCUGCAGGUGGCGCGCGACCUGCAGCAGAUCUACGGCAAGGAUCAGAUCGUGAUCCUGCCGCGCGAGGGCAAGCUCGGCCUCGGAUCCGCCUACCGCGACGGCCUCAAGCACGCGACGGGCGACUUCGUGUUCCUCAUGGACGCAGACCUGUCGCACCACACUGAUGCUGCUUCCACUCUGAUGCAGCCCAAGUUCAUCCCGGAGUUUAUCAAAAAGCAGGCGGAGGAAAAUUGUGAUAUCGUCACGGGCACGCGCUACGUCUCCGGCGGCGGCGUGUACGGCUGGGACCUGCGCCGCAAGCUCACGAGUCGGGUGGCCAACUACCUGGCCACUGUGCUGCUGAACCCGUCCGUGACGGACCUGACGGGCAGCUUCCGCCUGUACAAGCGCGACGUCAUCGAAAACAUUAUGAGCGCGAUCCAGGGCCUGGGCUACGUCUUCCAGAUGGAGAUCCUCGUGCGCGCGCGCCAACGCCAGUACUCCAUCGCCGAGGUGCCGAUCACGUUCGUGGACCGCAUCUACGGCGAGUCGAAGCUUGGUGCUGGCGAGAUCGUCGCGUACCUCAAGGGACUGCUCAACCUUUUCUUUACCACAUAA